ACAUCAGCUCAGUUUGUAUCCAACUGUCGUAAUGAUGAAAUGAUGAUUAUUAUUAUUAUUUAAACAAUUGAAUAUUGAUUAUUAAUUUUUGAAAUUACUUAUAUUUGUGUGAGUGAAUUAAUUGCUGUGUUUAUUAUUUAUUGUGUUUUCAAAAUGUAUUAUUGUAAAAAUAUUAUUAUUUUGGUCCUGGUGACUAUUUUGAUAAUUCAAAAUAAUCCGAUUAAUGGAUCGGCAAUUCCUAUGUGGGAAUUUUUAUCAAAAAAUGAAAAAAUGAGUCAUCUGUACCGACUAUUCAGCAAAGAAGUCGCUAGUUAUUGUGACGGUUCACCGAAACCCGAUUGUACCAAAAAUAAUCUUGUUUCUGGUUUACAAAAAUUGGCAAGUAUGGAUGAAAAUCAAUUAGAUGAACUUGAUCCAUAUCAACGGAAUGCUGUAUAUAAAAUUUGGCGCGCAUUGGUAGGAGAAAAUCAAUUUAAUUCAAAUGAUCGAUUUGAUGCAACUGAUUCGUAUACUGAAGUUGAUCCUUUAGCAACCAGUGACAAUGAUGCAAAUGAUCUAGGCGAAGAAUCAUCUGUUAUGAAUGAUUACGUAAGACCAAUAGACAAUGGUCCUUAUUUGGUGGGACCAAUGGUGAUACGCGUAUUACCUGACGGUCGUCCAGUACCAGGUGAUGACAAAAGACCAUUGCCACAUGAUGAAGAUCUUGAUGACUUACAAAAUUAUCGGGUACCAUUAAUAUCUGAAUUACAAUCUCAUAAUAAUAGAUUGUCAUCGUAUAACAACAAAAAAUUAUACAAUACAAAUAUAAAUUCUUUACCCACAUCAGCAUCUCCAGUUUCUAGAGUACGAUAUUUAACUACUCCACACAAUUAUUAUUAUCGCAAUCCGUUUUUUUAUAAUAGUAAUAAUAUAAAUCGAAAACCCGAAUUAUUGAGAAAAAAUAACUAUCGAUUUUAUUAAGAUUCAUAAUUUAAAUAAAUAUAUUUUUCAUUAAAUAAUAUCCGAAAAAAAAAACGAAAUUGACGAUUGGUCUAUCAUAGUAAAUUUCAAAAUGAUAAAAGUGCCAGAUAAUAAUUUUAAAAAAUCAAUUCCAUCAUACGACCAUGAUCAGAAUCAUUUAAAAAAUGCUGCGUUUAUUUAUUUAUUAUAUAUAUAUAUUUUUUACAUAAAACAAAUUAAUUAUUUAUAAUUUGAUUGAGUAAUUAAUAGGAUCCUAUACAUCUAGUGGGAUCGGUACUAUACUAGAUGUCGCUAGAUGUAUACAAUAAUUUAUGUAAUGAACGCACGAAGAAAAGCGCCAUUAAAUGUCUAAAGUCAGCGUUAUGCAGUCGGUUAUAAAACUAAUUUACUUUAUAAUUAUUAAAAAAUAUUUAUACUUUAUGGAGUUGGAUAAUUCGUUUAAUACUAUUCACCCAACAAAAUUUGACUCAAUAAAAAAAACGUCUACUUUGA
Microplitis demolitor is the source of this 1452-nucleotide messenger RNA. It is a transcript of the gene Reg-5, whose product is annotated as rhythmically expressed gene 5 protein. The record is from RefSeq and is a predicted model, not a curated record. Lineage: Eukaryota; Metazoa; Arthropoda; Insecta; Hymenoptera; Braconidae. The transcript has 4 exons. Bases 154 to 960 code for a protein of 268 amino acids.